AGCAAAGUCCCCGUUUAAGUUUCUCGUUAACCAAACAGAAACGAAAGAAAAUAAAAUAAAAUAACUCCACUUCUCUUUCAGGGAAUGCGAUCUAUGCAUAACUGAAUAAUGAAGACAAUGCUAUUCCGGUCAGUGAUAUUCCUGUUCGCGUUUUCACUACUUUCAAUACCUUCACAAUCGGCAGUGUCGAGCAUAGAUCUAGGCUCAGAAUGGCUAAAAGUAGCUGUUGUAAACCUAAAACCUGGCCAGAGUCCUAUAUCCAUAGCCAUCAACGAGAUGUCGAAACGUAAAUCUCCGGCUUUGGUUUCGUUCCAUGCAGGCACUCGUCUGCUUGGCGAAGAAGCCGCCGGAAUCAUCGCACGACACCCGCAUAAAGUCUAUUCACAACUCCGUGACAUGAUUGGCAAACCGUACGGACAAGUUAAACAAUUAAUUGACACUUUGUAUUUGCCUUUUGAGAUUGUGGAAGAUUCUAGAGGAGCUGUUAGUUUUAAAGUAGAUGAUGGCGGUGAAAAUGGUGGGAAAUUUUAUUCUGUGGAGGAGUUAUUGGCGAUGAUUUUCGGUUACGCUGUUAAUUUGGCCGAGUUUCAUUCGAAGGUGUUUGUGAAAGAUUCUGUUAUUUCUGUGCCGCCGUAUUUUGGGCAGGUUGAGAGGAAGGGAUUGUUACAGGCGGCGGAAUUGGCUGGGAUUAAUGUGCUUGCUUUGGUUAAUGAGCAUUCUGGUGCGGCAUUGCAGUAUGGGAUUGAUAAGGAUUUUUCUAAUGGUUCCAGGCAUGUUAUAUUUUAUGAUAUGGGAGCUACCACUACUUAUGCUGCACUGGUGUAUUUUUCAGCUUAUAAAGCCAAGGAGUUUGGCAAGACUGCAUCAGUCAAUCAGUUUCAGGUAAAGGAUGUUAGAUGGGAUCCAGAACUUGGAGGUCAGAAUAUGGAAUUACGCUUGGUGGAGUACUUUGCAGAUGAGUUCAAUAAACAAGUUGGAAAUGGUGUUGAUGUCAGGAAGUCUCCGAAGGCAAUGGCUAAAUUAAAGAAACAGGUGAAACGUACAAAGGAAAUUCUUAGUGCGAACACAGCAGCACCUAUAUCAGUUGAAUCUCUCUAUGAUGAUCGGGACUUCAGGAGCACCAUAACACGUGACAAAUUUGAAGAGCUCUGCGAGGAUCUUUGGGAGAAGUCUCUUACACCUCUAAAGGAAGUGCUUAAGCAUUCAGGCUUAAAAGUUGAUGAGAUAUAUGCUGUAGAGUUGAUUGGAGGAGCGACUAGAGUGCCAAAGUUGCAGGCUAAGCUUCAAGAAUAUCUGGGAAGGACAGAGCUAGACAGGCAUCUUGAUGCUGAUGAAGCUAUAGUUCUUGGUGCAUCUCUGCAUGCUGCAAAUUUAAGUGAUGGAAUCAAACUGAAUCGCAAACUAGGAAUGCUUGAUGGUUCUUCCUAUGGUUUUGUGGUUGAACUGGAUGGACCUGAUCUUGUGAAAGAUGACAAUACUCGGCAGUCACUUGUGCAACGGAUGAAGAAACUUCCCAGUAAGAUGUUCAGAUCCAUUAUCCAUAACAAAGAUUUUGAAGUUUCACUUGCAUAUGAAAGUGAUGAUCUUUUACCCCCUGGUGUUAUCUCUCCAGUGUUUGCGAAGUAUGAUGUGUCUGGUUUGACAGAUACUACUGAGAAGUAUUCAUCUCGAAAUUUGUCCUCUCCCAUCAAGGCAAAUCUGCAUUUCUCUCUCAGUAGAAGUGGAAUUCUUUCUUUGGAUCGAGCAGAUGCUGUUAUUGAAAUCACAGAAUGGGUGGAAGUUCCUAAAAAGAAUCUGACUGUGGAGAAUGCAACUUCUUCUCCCAACAUUUCACUUGAAACAGGGGCUGAAAACUCUUCUGAAGGAAGCAAUGAGAACUUGCAUUCUGAUGGUGAUCCUAUUAAUUCAUCUAACUCCACUGUCGAAGAACCAAAUAUUAUUGAUCAACCUACAGAAAAAAAAUUGAAGAAGAGGACUUUCCGGAUACCUUUGAAGAUAGUGGAGAAGACAGCAGGACCUGGAAUGUCUUUUUCGAAAGAAGCUCUUGCUGAAGCUAAAGCUAAAUUAGAAGCAUUGGAUAAGAAGGAUGCAGAGCGAAGAAGAACUGCAGAGCUAAAAAAUAAUUUAGAAAGUUACAUAUAUGCAACUAAAGAAAAGCUUGAAACAACUGAGUUUGAGAAAAUUUCUACUGGUGAAGAGCGGCAAACCUUUAUCGUAAAACUUGAUGAGGUGCAAGAUUGGCUUUAUAUGGAUGGUGAAGAUGCUACUGCUAAGGAGUUUGAGGAACGCCUAGAUUCGUUGAAAGCUGUUGGUGACCCUAUAUUUUUCCGAUUUAAAGAGCUUACUGCAAGACCAGCAGCUGUUGAAUAUGCUCGAAAAUAUCUUGGGGAAGUGCAACAGAUUGUUCAUGACUGGGAGACAAACAAGCCUUGGCUUCCAAAAGAUAGAAUAGAUGAGGUUUUGAAAGAUGCUGACAAGUUUAAGAGUUGGUUGGAUGAGAAGGAGAAUGAGCAGAAGAAGACAUCUGGAUUCAGCAAACCAGCUUUCACCUCGGAAGAAGUAUAUGAUAAAAUAUUUAAUUUGCAAGAUAAGGUUUCCAGCAUUAAAAGAAUUCCAAAGCCAAAGCCUAAAGUUGAGAAGAAGCCUGUGAAGAAUGAAACUGAGAGCAGCGGUGAGGACGGAAAAGAUUCCAACUCGACGUCUGAGGAGAAAACCUCCCAAACCGAGAAACCAGCUUCAGAUUCCAGCUCACCUUCUGAGGAGAAAACCUCAGACACUGCGGAAUCAGAUGGCUCAUCAAGUGAGAAGAAGGUUGACUCUGAAUCUGAGGUGCACGAUGAGCUAUGAUCAAAUCAAAUUCGAAUUUCCCACUGAUUCAUAACUGAUUAUCCACCUUCUCUUUUAGAAUAUACGGGUAGGUCUGCCCGGUUGUUCGGCAUGCAGUAGUUGAAAGAGUAUGUGGCAGCCUUGCAGGACAUUUUGCGUAUUGAUAAUUAGGAUGCUUAUUAUACAAAAACUGUGUUACUAAGGGGCACUUAUUCAAUCUGUCCCCCAAAAAAGUUUUGAUAAUUUUUAUGCCAAUCUUAUAGGAAUUUUGUUGUUUGA
Pistacia vera is the source of this 3105-nucleotide messenger RNA. RefSeq names its product heat shock 70 kDa protein 17. Gene Ontology annotation, molecular function: ATP-dependent protein folding chaperone; ATP binding. Gene Ontology annotation, cellular component: endoplasmic reticulum chaperone complex. The record is from RefSeq and is a predicted model, not a curated record. Lineage: Eukaryota; Viridiplantae; Streptophyta; Magnoliopsida; Sapindales; Anacardiaceae. Gene Ontology annotation, biological process: endoplasmic reticulum unfolded protein response; negative regulation of hypoxia-induced intrinsic apoptotic signaling pathway; cellular response to hypoxia. The coding region runs from base 109 to 2847 and encodes 912 amino acids. The transcript is spliced from 15 exons.